Aedes aegypti (yellow fever mosquito) is the source of this 6257-nucleotide messenger RNA. It is a transcript of the gene Utx, whose product is annotated as histone demethylase UTY. NCBI's taxonomy places the organism in Eukaryota, Metazoa, Arthropoda, Insecta, Diptera, Culicidae. Gene Ontology annotation, molecular function: protein binding; RNA polymerase II cis-regulatory region sequence-specific DNA binding; chromatin DNA binding. Gene Ontology annotation, cellular component: MLL3/4 complex. Gene Ontology annotation, biological process: regulation of gene expression. The record is from RefSeq and is a predicted model, not a curated record. The transcript has 13 exons. Bases 244 to 4749 code for a protein of 1501 amino acids.
GUGUUGUUCUGUUGCCAUCUUUCGAAGAAGUUUUUCAGUUUUCCGCAGUGUUUUUCUCCGUACGCGUAUCGGUCGGAAUUUUGACGCGACUUUUUUCGCCGAUUAUUGUGUGGAAAUUUGUGGUCGAAUCGUUUAUCGGAUUUUUCGGUUUCGUCGUCGUCGGUGUACCGAAAAUGUGCUAGCCUUCUGUCGGGGCGCGUCGUUUUGGGAAUAAUAUUCUGAUUCGCAUCUGAAGGAAGCGCGAUGAUUUUGGACGAGAUAAACAUCUCCACCCAGGAGUUGCAAGCGUUGGCUUUGCUCGACAGCCGCCAAUAUGGAUUCCUCAAGCUGUCAGCACCGGAAAAUGAAAAGAAAAAGGUUCUAGUGUUGAAGGCCGUCAAGUACCUGGAGCGAAUGCUGAUUCAAGCCCAGAACCAGAAGGAACAACAGUUGGGCAAACCGUCGCCGGAAUCGGACGAGGCCAAAGCGAUGGCGUCGUCCGAUUCGUCGGAUUCGGAUGUGAAAAUCAAAACCGAAAGCGGUACCGACGUCGCCGAGGCGAUGGCCGUGGACGAAAACCUCCCCGGGGACAUUAUGUCCGACGUGGAGAUGAAGGAUUUGUCGGAACGGAAAGUGGUGAAGACCGAAUCGGGUGAAGAAGGUUCAAAAGUGUUGGGGAAUAGUGGUGGGGGGGAUGGAAGUGGAUCGGACACCGCAGAAGGGAUCCGAAAGGAUACCGCGGACAGUGACUUGUCGGUGGCAGUGAAGGACAUCAAUAUCGAUCCGAAGACGUACUGCAAGCUGGGACAUUUUCACCUGUUGCUGGAGGACUACGAGAAAGCUCUGUCGGCCUAUCAGAAGUUCUACUCGUUGAAAAGUGACCACUGGAAAGAUCCGGCGUUCCUGUACGGACUGGGAUUGGUGUACUUCCACUACAAUGCAUUCCGAUGGUCGAUAAAAUCAUUCCAACAAUUGCUGUACGUCUGUCCGGACUUUACGCGUGCCAAUGAGGUCCACCUGCGUCUUGGGCUUAUGCUCAAAGUGAAUGGAGAUUACGAACAAUCGCUGAAGCACCUGCAGCUUGCCUACUCCGACUCGUCGCCGUGCACCUUCGGCAAACUUGAAAUUCGCUUCCACAUCGCGCAUCUUUAUGAGGUGCAGAACAAGUUUAAAGCUGCCAGGGAAGCCUACGAACAGCUGCUUGGAGACAAACAGCUGACACCAGCACUGAAGGCCGACAUCUGCCGUCAGCUAGGAUGGAUGUACCACAGCAUUGAACCGCUCGGAGAGAAGGCCCAACGCGAACGUUCCGCAAUCCACUGUUUGCAAAAGUCAAUUGAAGCCGAUCCCAAGUCCGGUCAGACCCUGUACCUAUUGGGGAGGUGUUUUGCCGGAAUCAAUAAAGUGCACGACGCUUUCAUCGCCUAUCGUAAUUCGGUGGAGAAGAGCGAAGGCAACGCCGACACAUGGUGCUCCAUAGGAGUACUUUACCAGCAGCAGAACCAGCCUAUGGAUGCAUUGCAGGCCUACAUAUGUGCCGUGCAAUUAGAUAAAUCCCACUCAGCUGCCUGGACCAAUCUCGGCAUUUUGUACGAAAGUUGUAACCAACCACGUGACGCUUAUGCGUGUUACUUGAACGCCACCAAAAACCCGGACGGACAGCAAUCGACCGUAGUGUCAGCCUUAUCCACUGCCAGUUGUGCCACCAACGCUGGGACAACACCAACAAACACAUCCAUAGCUUCCACCGGUUCCGGAACCGGAACAGCAACAGCAACACCAGUAACGCCCACUACGCCGUCGUCCGCAGCACCUUCAGCCUCAGCAGUAGCGAUUUCAGGUGGACGAAGCGGCGGAACCAGCCUUACGGACUCGGCCUCGGCUGGCAGCGGCGGUGCCAAACCGCAGAGCCUCGCCCAGAGGAUUAAAUUUCUCCAGCAGCACUUGGCCCACGCACCUAUGCCGAGUAUCACUUCCAAACGGCGGCAGCUACCGUCGAUCGAGGAAGCGUGGAAUCUGCCAAUCUCGAACGAAAUGAGCUCCCGACAGCAACAGCAAGCGGCCCAGGCCCAACAGCGACAGUUCCAGAAAGGAUACGGACAGAAUAAUCAAGCACAAUUCCCCGGAAAUAAUGCAGCAGCGAACAAGCGUUUCAAGCAGGAGGACGGCGGCCGACCACAGGCCCCCCUGCCAAACUUCUAUCUCAACCAGCAGCAACUGCAGAUGCUCCAGUAUCUGCAGCAGAACCAAACCAAUCUCAAUGCCCAGCAGCAGCAAUUGCUUCAGCAGUAUACCCAUCAGUAUCGGUUGAUGCAGCAGCAUCAGCAGCAACUUCGUGUGCAACAAGCUCAGCAACAGCAGCAGCAGCGAAAUCAACAGCAACCAGGAGCUCCGGCUCCGUUCCAAGGUCAAGGACAGCCGCAGCCCACGUCUCAAACGGGCUAUGGACAGCCUCAGAAUCCUCAACAGCAGCAACAGCAAACCCAACAGCAGAUACUGUCUGGCAAUGGGAACUUCGCUGCGAUCAGUACCCAGAUGUUCAAAACCACGACCGGAACGUACGGUGGCGGCGGAGGAUUCCAGAGUCAGACCAGUGCGGCGGCCUUCACGCAGAUCACCUCCACCAAUCAGUCGGAUUUAGAUCAAGAACUCCAAGCCUUGCUCUCAUCCAAGGACGACACUGCCAAUUUUGCCGAAACGCUCCUAAAGCAGUUCGGCUCCGACGAUUUGGUGGACAUCAAGGACAUCAAACCACUGGACCAGCAGCAGCCGCAGCAUAAUGGCACCGUACUGCCUGCCGAUUCGACCUCGUCCCGACCGGACGGGGAGAAAUCGCCCACGAUCAAAGCCGAAGCUACCUCGUCUACCGGAACCGGUUCUAGCAGUGCCUGUUCCACGUCAACGGCGGCGGCAGCCAAGCGUCACCUCUUGGCCAAGCACGACAUCAAGCUGGAACCGGUCAUCAAGAUCGAAAAACUGUCCGAGCCAUGCAACAAACCCGCUUUCUCCAUCGAAAUGACUGCCAAGGAGCUGCUGCAGGCCGCCAAGAAAUCCGAUCUCAAAGACGUGGCGGCCAUCAGCUCGACCCUGUACAUAGAUGCCCCACCGCCUUCGCCGCCGGAAUGUCCGCCGCAGAGAUUGACCCGCGAGCAGCUACAACCUCCGACGCCAUCGGUGUUCCUCGAGAACAAGAAACACGCCUACAGUCCGCAGCUGCAGGAGUUCUGCCUGAAGCACCCGAUCGCCGUCGUACGGCAACUGGGAGCGGCCCUCAAGCUGGAUCUGGGUCUGUUCUCGACCAAGACGCUGGUGGAGGCCAAUCCGGACCACAGCAUCGAAGUGCGAACGCAGGUGCACCAGUCGGCGGACGAGAACUGGGACCAGUCGAUGAAGUCCAAGGUUUGGGCCUGCAUCUCGCAUCGGUCGCACACCACCAUCGCCAAGUACGCCCAGUACCAGGCGUCCAGUUUUUCCGACAAGAUCAAGGAGGAACGUGACAAGUUGGCCGGCAUCGUGAGCACCAACUCCGACUCGGACUCCAAAGAUUCCCUCACCAACAGCAACGGCGCAGGAUCGGGCAACGGCAAGCGGAAGAAGUGCAAAAACAGCAACAAAAUGCUGCGCUUCGGAACGAACGUUGACCUGUCCGACGAACGCAAGUGGAAGACCCAGCUCCAGGAACUGCACAAGCUGCCUCCGUUCGCCCGGGUUGUGUCCGCGGCCAAUAUGCUCUCGCAUGUGGGUCAUAUGAUCCUCGGUAUGAACACGGUGCAGCUGUACAUGAAGGUACCGGGAAGCAGGACUCCCGGCCACCAGGAGAACAACAACUUCUGCUCGAUCAACAUCAACAUCGGACCGGGCGAUUGCGAGUGGUUUGCCACGCCUGAUUCCUACUGGGGCGGUAUCCAAGCGCUGUGCGAGAAGAACAACAUCAACUACCUGCACGGUUCGUGGUGGCCGGCGCUGGAGGACCUCUACGCAGAGAACAUUCCCGUCUAUCGGUUUACCCAGAAGCCGGGCGACCUGGUGUGGGUGAAUGCUGGUUGUGUCCACUGGGUGCAGGCCAUCGGAUGGUGCAACAAUAUCGCAUGGAAUGUGGGUCCGUUGACGGCGCGGCAGUACGAGCUGGCCAUCCAGCGGUACGAGUGGAACAAGCUCGAAAGCUACAAGAGUAUCGUGCCGAUGGUGCAUCUGAGCUGGAACCUGGCCCGCAACAUCAAGGUCUCCGAUCCGAAGCUGUACGAGCUGAUCAAAACCUGUCUGAUGCAAACGAUGCGACACUGUAUGCAGGUGUUGGAGUUUGUCAAAUCCAAAGGCGUCGAAGUGCGGUUUCAUGGUCGGGGCAAGAACGAAGCGUCCCACUAUUGCGGACAGUGCGAAGUGGAAGUGUUCAACAUCCUCUUCAUCCGAGAACAAGAAAAGCGUCACGUGGUCCACUGCAUGGGUUGCGCUCGGAAGCAAGCGCCCAACCUGCAGGGAUUCGUUUGCCUCGAGGAGUACAAGAUGGCCGAACUGAUGCAGGUGUACGAUGCGUUCGCCCUGCACAUACCUCCGCCUCUGCCAAUCCAGCCGCCCCUCUCGGCAUCGCCUUCGAUCCAACAGCAGCAAGCAUCGUCCUCGGUUCAACACCAGCUGGCCGCAUCCUCGUCAACCAUCACCAUCAGUUCGUCUUCGUCCAGCUCGUCGAUAGGGGCAAUAGCCGUCGCCAGCAGCAGCAGCAGUCAAACGGCAACGACUUCCAACGCGGCCACGCCCAUGCAGGUGUCGUAAGGUAAAAGGCGUUCCCGUGUCGUAAGGUUUAGUUCAAUUUCACCAAAACUUAAAAGACUUAACUGAUCCCUCCCGACGACGCCAGAGAAGAUUUAGAGCGAAGGAACAAAAGUCGAAACUAAAGUAUGUGUGCGUGUAAUUUGUACAUGGACGGAUUCUACAUUUUUUGUGUACAUAUCGAACUUGUAUAAUCUAACUAUGGAUAUAUUUACUUACGGAAUAUAUAAGAAGGAUGAGCUGCUGGCAGCCCUGCUAACAGGGCGGGAGUUAAGCUUUGAAACAGAAAAAAACUCGUAAUUAUUUAUAUGCAACCAAACACUGCUUUACCGAAUUCUAUAUUCUCCUAUAGUAAUAUUAUAUUUUACGGGAUAUGGCUCGCGCACUAGUAGAAAUGGUAACGGUUCUCGUUAUCCUUGUGCAGAAUUCUCCUUGAAGAAAUCAUUUUAAGUAGCUUAAUUUACCCUAAUACUGAAACGGAGAUUUCAUUCGGCGCGUGGCCGCAAAGUGCUCUGGAGACACAGGAAUGUAGCAAGUUGCUGGAAGUGAGAUUGGCUUUACUCGGUUAUCCUCUCAUGUUCACAACAGAGUCCCCACGGAUUACAAGUAUGAACAAUAGUUUUUCGUUUUCGGGAGCCCCAAAUCGGUGGGACAAAACACAAACAGCCCUCAGGAACUUUAAAAUUAGUCUACAACGGAAGCAAACAAAAAAACAGAAACAAACAAAAACGUAGCGAGAUCUAAAUAAGUCAGUUAACAUUUUGAAGUCGAAACAGUUUUUCACUCAGCACUCAGCACAAGAAGUUGAAACCGUAAAACGUAUAUAUUUUUAUCGGAACGAAAACAGAAAAUCAUCGAACGAAGCGUAUAACCACAUAUAACAUCAAUAAUCAUACACAACAGAGUACGAUAAAAAGCAAUUUUCACUGAUACCUUGCUACGACUAUGUAAAGCGGUAGCUGCAGCGGCGAAAUCAAUCAUCAAAACCUGCGCAACAAUCAUCAAUCGCGUCACCACUUCCACUUGCACUUUCACUUUCACAUCAGUCAGUUUUGAAAAACUGGAAAUCACACAUAGGUCAGAGAGAGAGAGAGAGAGUCAGAUACGGCAAAAGUUGCGAUUAUACGGAGUCCUUAGAACUAUAAGUAGAAAACAAGAGAUGGUUAAAUAGUGAGGGGAAUUAGGUGUGGUGUUUGAAACGCGGUAUUGGAAGGAGGCGUCGUUUAGUUGGGGAAUAGGCGAAGACGCGAUGAAUGGUACCACCGGUUAGGUUAAAUUACUGGAUUUUGCGUACGGUUGGUUUGGAGUGGUUUUAGUUGCUUGUGGUGGGGGAAAUGGCGUUACCAAUCUUCGAGGUUGACCCGAAUAUUCUUGAUUUUUAUAGAAAUCUGGAAGACUCGGGUAAAAUUUUGUUAUGAAUUAACAAAAAAAAAAAAGGUUCUGCAUCUACCAUAUACGACAUAUGAUACAGACUUCUGGGCAAUAUUUCCACUUUUCAGAAAAAAAAUGAG